This is a messenger RNA of Zingiber officinale, 1020 nucleotides long. RefSeq lists its product as uncharacterized. Bases 1 to 1020 code for a protein of 339 amino acids. The record is from RefSeq and is a predicted model, not a curated record. The transcript is spliced from 4 exons. Lineage: Eukaryota; Viridiplantae; Streptophyta; Magnoliopsida; Zingiberales; Zingiberaceae. Gene Ontology annotation, molecular function: protein dimerization activity.
AUGGUUCUUCGCAUUGCUGACAAUGAAACAAGGCCAGCGAUGGGUUAUAUUUAUGAAGCUAUGGAUAGAGCAAACGAAACAAUUCUGAAGUCCUUUGAUAACAAUAGAGAGAAAUGUAAAAAUGUGUUGGACAUUAUUGAUAGUAGAUGGGAUCGUCAGCUUCAUCAUCCUUUGCAUGCAGCGGGAUACUACUUAAACUCGUAUUUUUACUAUCACAAUCCGAAAGUUGAGACGGAUACAGAAGUAACAAAUGGAUUGUUUGCAUGCAUACAAAGAUUGAUUCCAAGCCCUGAACUGAGGGAUAAGAUUAUUAUGGAGGAGUUGCCGGUAUAUAAGAACUCAGAGUCAUUGUUCGGCAAUGAAUUUGCCAUUAGAGCAAGGAAUAAUAAAGACCAACCAAUGACACCUGCGAACUGGUGGAAAAUGUUUGGCAAUGGUACUCCGAAUUUGAAAGAAUUUGCUAUCAAAGUUCUUAGCCUCACAUGUAGUGCUUCGGGUUGUGAAAGGAAUUGGAGCAUAUUUGAGCAUUUUGCUUACUCUAAAAGUAUGAUGGUUCCAUCAUAUGUGGCACAGUUACAUUCAAAGAAAAGGAAUAGACUCGAUCACAAGAAACUACAUGAUUUGGUGUACGUGAAGUACAAUCAAACACUCAAGGCUUGUGCGGUUAAGAAGGAUAAAGGAGAUCCUAUAGUUUUGAGGAAUAUUGAUGAUUGCAAUAAUGAGUGGUUGACUGGAAUGAUGGAAGCUGGUGAGGAACCUAUUUUUGAUGACGAUGAUGACACUUUAACAUGGAACGUUGUAGCAGAGGCUAUUGGAGUAGAAGAAGUGAUAAGACAUACUAGGCAACAACAGACCUUAAACCCUAUUUAUAGGGGAGCUUCAACUUCAACUUCUAGAGGCAAAGAAUCUACUAACGAGGGAGAGUUUGAUGAUGACGUGUUAAAAGAUUAUUAUUCAGACAUUGAUGAAAACGUGGAGGAUGGUGAUGGGGAUGAAAUGAUUGAAUUGGAAAAUGAUUGA